Gigantopelta aegis is the source of this 945-nucleotide messenger RNA. RefSeq lists its product as uncharacterized. The coding region runs from base 334 to 945 and encodes 203 amino acids. NCBI's taxonomy places the organism in Eukaryota, Metazoa, Mollusca, Gastropoda, Neomphalida, Peltospiridae. The record is from RefSeq and is a predicted model, not a curated record. Gene Ontology annotation, molecular function: protein binding. The transcript is spliced from 5 exons.
GAAACCUGAUGUCUCUAUGUGAAACGAACAUGCGCUGUACUUUGUUGUGGUGAUGUAGAGCAAAGUGUGUGCCCAUAUGACAUGUUAAUUUAUUUUAAUUUUUAACCCUGAUAUUGGGAAUGUUUUGUUCAGAAAUUGGGAAUUUACAGUGCCAUUUUCUUAUGGGAAGGGGCCCAUUCGAAUCCUCAGAAUGCCUGCAUAAAUUCCUGAAUUAACAACCCCACUUAAAAAACUCCCACACCACUGACGUGAUUGUUUGUUGUAUAAAAGUUCAAAAUCCUGUAUCACACAUAUUUAAUUUUUUUCAGAUAAAGUGAAACUACACCUGCAGAGAUGACAUCGUUAUACCGAUGUGCAGGUGAUGUUGUCUUUGACAAAACAUCACCUGCACCAGGACAGAUCUGCAGUGUUCAGCUCAGAGAAUAUUCCGAAACUUGUAACUUCCUUCAGUAUUUGUCACCACUCUCUCCAGAUAGGCCUUAUUUCUUUGUACAAGUCUCAAAUUUAGCGGAACAUAGCAGAAUCACGAUUGGCAUCGCUGGUCCAGAUAUAUCAGAAGAUGCAUCACCUGGCAGCUGGAAUAACUCUGUGGGUUGUCAUAGUGACACUGGGAGAUGUUUCACAUCACAUAAUGAUGUUGCCAACACAGAUGGGGAAGGUUUUGGAAUAGGUGAUGUGUUUGGAGUAUUGGUCACAUAUUUCGGAAGGAAUAUGUCCACUGUCAUCUUUUUGAAAAACAAUGUUCCGGUGGCUACCAGGUUUAUUUUAUUGUUCAUAUAUGAUUAUCAAGUAUUAUUGGAAGACUUUCUGUUGGUGAAACAGUAUCUGCCCCGGCCAGAUGGUAACGGAUGCCACGAUUUAGAUGUAAUCGGGCUUGUGCUUUUCCUCCGAGCAUCCUCGUAUGCCAGUGUCUACAUGAGUGCUUCAACUUGGGAUAUGCGAUAG